AUGGCUGAUGAACGGGACAAGACGUGGAACCAAAGCGACUACGUUCGAAUUUCCUCUCGCGACAUAGGAUGGGAUACCGGAGGUCGCUCAGUACCAAAUCCGUUCAUUGACACAGACUCGCUCAACGAACACAGAAGCCCAACACCUGCAGGUGAUUCACAUCAAGAAUUGUCAGAUCUUACAAAUCGUCGCUCGCGAAGCUUCCCGAAAGCACAAGAUGAGACAACCAGCGCAGUGGAUAGAGAUAUACCUACUAUAUACUCUCGAAAGUCGAACAAGAUUCAAAUACAAUGGUGCACUAAUUUCGGCUGGUGGGGAGAAGUAGCGUCAUUAUCGCUAGGCAUCUUUUCAGUGGUGAGCAUUCUGCAUAUGCUUUCGACUAUCGACAACAAACCACUCUCAGACUGGAAAUACAUGGAGCCUAAUUCUUUGGCCGCCGCAUACUCGACCAUCAUAAAGGCCUCUAUUCUCUAUCCAGUUGCACAGUGCAUUGGCCAACUCAAGUGGAUCUACUUUGAGAAUCCGAAACAGUUGAGCCUUUUGCAAACCUUUGACGAUGCCAGCAGGAGUCCCUGGGGGGCGGCGGUGUUGCUUUGGAAGACAAAAGGUACCGCGUUGGUGGCCUCUACUGGUGCACUCAUAACAAUAACCAUCCUCGCUUUCGAUCUAUUCACCCAGAGAUCGAUCUCAUUCACAACACGCUCCUCUGUUCUGCGUAACGAGACAGGCUAUCUAACGAAUACACAAGCCUGGCUCGACCCAUCCAGUAUGCUACCGAUAAUGCAAAAUGAUAGCAUUGUUCCGGUUUCUAUUCAGGGAUUGGCUUACUACCCGUUAUCGCAGUCAAUGCUUGCGAUCAUGUCCGAUCAACCCUUCGAACUUACCAAUGCGAAGUGCCCUGCCCCCCAUUGCAAAGCUCCUGAUUACGAAUCUCUUGCUGUUUGUGCAACAUGUGAUACACAAACAAUAAGCAGCGAAUCAUUCAGUAGUUGCAGUUAUAAUCUGAAAGGCAGUGGAAAAGAUCAGAACUUCACAAGUAUAAACAAUCUCCGCACCCGUUUAAAGGAGAUUGGCAACAACUCAGACCUCAACAUCACAGGCCGUUGCGGAAUGGUGGUAGAAAAAACCCCAGACCCACUACUUUACGGCCAUGACGCAAAUUUGACUAUCCAGUGGUAUUUCUUUAACGGGCUCAUAGGGUUCACUCACAUAGAGAGCGCCUCGAACGGCAGUAAACCUCAGGGUGAAAUAUUAGGACCGGCUAUAGGUUUUCAAACGAGCCAACUACAAUCAUGUAACAGCGAAACGAAUUGGGGAGUUCUUCAUGGCCAAGCCACUUUAGAUCGGAAGGAGGGGAAUUAUAGCUCUACGUCUUUGCAAACAUAUCAUUGUUUCAAUUCUACCACCGACCUGAUGCUCUGGAACGACGUUUCGAAGAUUGGCGAAAUCAACGGCACGUCUACGCGCUGUCGUCUGAAUCUCUGUGCCCAGCAGUACAGAGACGUCCGGAUCUCGCUUAAUCGGUCCCACUCCCAGACUACAAACAAGAUAUUGAAGCGCAAAAGCCGCGACCAAACCCGGUCCAGAUAUUCUACGGAAGAUAACCCCUCGGUGGAGUACCUUAUCGACGAGGGAGCUCGAAAGAGUCUCAUCGACAUAACCACAGAUAUCUGGAAGAACAAACUCUUAACAACCACGCUAUCCAUGGGCGGGGAGCGGAUCAAUCCAGGAAACUGGACGAACCGCUUCAAUCGACUAGCAGCCGCCCUAUCAACAGUCAUCCAAGGGCCGUCAAACCCCGAUGCGAAGAAUUUCACCAUUGAAGCGUACGGAGAUGUCAUCUAUGUCGAGGUUCGGUGGUGUUGGAUGAUUCUACCACUAUCAACCACUAUUCUUACCGUCAUAUUUUUCGCGUCGACGGUCAUUAGAAGUACCCGAAAACCGUAUCUAUUCAAGUCGUCUAUCUUGGCUUUGCUCAUUCAUGGCCUUGAGGGCUGGGAUGUGUCGAGUGGUGAGGAACGAUUUGAUAGCACACGAGUGACUGAAUCUAAGCUGCUGGUACAGGCGGAAUCGAUAACAGCAACGCUCCAGCGGAACGAAGGAGGGAUUUGGAAAUUGAGGACGGAGUAGAACUAAAAAUUAAUCAUCUUCUAAGAGGCGCGAAGGAGAUUAAUAAGAUGGAUCGGAUUAUCUAGUCAAGAGGCUUUGAGGGCCGAAGGAUCUUAUGGCUGCAACUAGAAUGGGAGGCUGGUACAAGAAUGUACUAUCUGUAACGAGGUAGGCACGGUCAACCAUGUGGCCUUCUCUCGCUUAUAGAGGUUUAGGCUAGACUAGAGACAACCGCUAGUGCUAGUGCUAGCCCUAGCAUUAUCUAUAUAUAUAUUAUACUAUGCGAGAAUACUUGGCUUAAGUAUUCUCGUGCGUACCUUUUGGUACAGUGGGGAAAGUCGUAUAGUAUCGGCUUGGCAGGCGGGGCGCCUACCUCAUUACAGUAUCUAGUGGGUAAUGGGUAGUAUGGAGUACUAAAAGUGUAUUCCUAGCUGUAGAGAGAGUAAACAGAAAGACAGUAGAUGCUUGAAAAGAGUAGGCUAAAGCCAUUUUACAACUACAGCGG
Molecule: messenger RNA, 2614 nt
Organism: Lindgomyces ingoldianus
Lineage: Eukaryota; Fungi; Ascomycota; Dothideomycetes; Pleosporales; Lindgomycetaceae
Exons: 2
Coding region: 1-2130 (709 amino acids)
Source: RefSeq, a predicted model, not a curated record